AUGGCCAGUCUCCGCCGGCUCCUGCAGCGCGACGCGUCCCCGGCCGCGCCCUGGCCGACGCCCGACGAGAGCUACGCGUCUCCGGCGUCGCACGCGCACCGCGAGCGCGCGGAAACGGCCCCCACGUCGCAGCUGGAGGCCGGCGGCGCGGCCAUUCCGGUGCCCAACACGCAGCCGGCACGGGUCUCGAGCUUCCCGCGCCACUUCUUCGACCGUGCGGGUGGUCGCUCGUCGUCCUCUUCGUCCUCGUCCUCGUCGGAUGGCGACGACCUGGAGGGUGCAGGAGCGAUGACGUCAACAAGCUACUUCCGACCGAGAACCAUGGACGGAUAUACCAGAUACCUCGAGUAA
This is a messenger RNA of Phytophthora sojae, 351 nucleotides long. RefSeq lists its product as hypothetical. The record is from RefSeq and is a predicted model, not a curated record. The coding region runs from base 1 to 351 and encodes 116 amino acids. NCBI's taxonomy places the organism in Eukaryota, Oomycota, Peronosporomycetes, Peronosporales, Peronosporaceae. The transcript is spliced from 2 exons.